Molecule: messenger RNA, 525 nt
Organism: Cherax quadricarinatus
Lineage: Eukaryota; Metazoa; Arthropoda; Malacostraca; Decapoda; Parastacidae
Source: RefSeq, a predicted model, not a curated record
UCACUGAAACCAUCCUCGUAAAAAUCUAUGGUGAAAAUUAGGAAAAAGACAUAAAAAAACUUCAGUGUUCAGUGUGUCUAAAAGACUUUCCUCAGAAAUGUCUAUUAUUGAGUCACAUGAGAAUUCAUACUAAAGAGAAACCAUAUGAGUGUUCAGAGUGUCUGAAAAUGUUUUCAGCUAAUUCUAGUUUAAUACAUCAUAUGAGAAUUCAUACUGGAGAGAAGCCCUAUCAGUGUUCUCAGUGUCUAAAAAAGUUUUCAGCUAAAUCUAGUUUUGUAUAUCACAUGAGAAUUCAUACUGAAGAAAAACCAUAUCAGUGUUCUGAGUGUCAAAAAAAGUUUUCAGCUAAAUCUAGUUUAGUUUAUCAUAUGAGGAUUCAUACUGGAGAGAAACCAUAUCAUUGUUCUGAGUGUCUAAAAGAGUUUUCAGCUAAAUGUGAUUUAGUAACACACAUGAGAAUUCACACUGGAGAGAAACCAUAUAAAUGUUCUGAUUGUCUAAAAGAGUUUUCAGCUAAAAUGUGAU